CGCACGCGGUGCUCUCGCAGCCCGUCCCCGACGCUCCCCUCCGUCCCCCGGCAGCGCCCGAGGUGAGGAUCUGCGCGCUGCAGUCGGGCUCCCUGCCCCGAACCGACCGGCUGGCUUGCUUCGUGACGGGCUUCUACCCACCCGAGAUCGAAGUGAAGUGGUUCCAGAACGGACAGGAGGAGACGGAGCGCGUCGUGUCCACGGACGUGAUCCAGAACGGGGACUGGACCUACCAGGUGCUGGUGGUGCUGGAGACCGGCCCGCGGCGCGGGGACAGCUACGUGUGCCGGGUGGAGCACGUCAGCCUGCGGCAGCCCAUCAGCCGGCUCUGGGAGCCCCCGGUGGACGCGGGCAGGAGCAAGCUGCUGGUGGGCAUCGGGGGCUUUGUGCUGGGGCUCGUCUGGCUGGCGCUGGGGC
Messenger RNA from Meleagris gallopavo (turkey), 417 nucleotides. The record is from RefSeq and is a predicted model, not a curated record. NCBI's taxonomy places the organism in Eukaryota, Metazoa, Chordata, Aves, Galliformes, Phasianidae.